GGUUAUGUCGUCGUCGUCGGCAGAUCAGUAAUCGCAAAUUUUAAAUCUGUUCAUCUCACAAUAAUUUUUUUUUAAAUCAAAUAUUUCAUUAGGCUUUGUAUCUGUUAGACAUAUCGUUCUAUUGCUAAAUUGUUCUUUUAAGAAUAUGGCUUCUCCAAGAACGCGGCGGAAAUUAAAUUUUAUUCGUAACUUAAAUGAAAACGACAAAUGUUUCGAGUGCGGUACCCUCAAUCCUCAAUGGGUGUCGGUUACUUACGGCAUAUGGAUCUGCUUAGAAUGUUCAGGCGUUCAUCGCAGCCUUGGAGUGCAUCUCUCGUUUGUGCGCUCAGUUACUAUGGACAAGUGGAAAGAUAUAGAGUUAGAAAAAAUGAUGGUUGGAGGUAACUCUAAAGCAAGAGAAUUUUUGGAGAGUCAAGGCGACUAUUCAUCUGAUAUGAAGAUUACACAGAAAUAUAACACUAAAGCUGCUGCUAUGUAUAGACAAAAGAUAGCAGCUCUUGCUGAGGGGAAAGAAUGGAGCCCUACUGAUUUCAAAUCUGAGGUUGUGGAAAGACCUACAGAAUGGAACCAGUCGCAAAACUUCUAUUCGUCUGACGAAACAGGAAUUCAUUCAAGUGGUUCCGAUAACAAUAUCAGCUAUCAUAGCGAGUAUGGCAGCAAUCGCUACACUGGCUUCGGCAACACCAACUCUUACUCAACGCCAACGUCUCCAGUGGCCGGCAAUGAGAUGGUCGAGGCAGCUCUGUCCUCCUUUGCUACUGGUUGGUCGCUAUUCACAAAAGCGGCUCGCAGCGCCACAGAAGGUGCUGUGCGUUAUGGAGGCAUUGCUUCUCAGAAAGUGACAGAAAUGGCUUCCACUGUCACUGAAAAGGUAAACAACCGUGGUGGAUGGACCUCGUUGGGAGGGACUACGGAACUGCGCCGCGCGAGCAACUCUGGGAUGCAAAACCAGCCUCAAAGCUAUGGAGCUAUGAAGAACUCCACUUCGGAGCCGUAUUCCAAGUGGAACGAGCAAACCCAACCAUGGAAGGAGUCUGUGACCACCCGCAAUAAUCUGGACACUCGUGAUCUGUCGCAAGUGGGCAUUUCAAGCCCACCGCCAGAUGUGAAGAACAUCCAGAUCAAGAAGAAAGGGGAUGAUGACUCUUGGGACUGGCUGAACAACUAAGAUCUG
Zerene cesonia (dogface butterfly) is the source of this 1174-nucleotide messenger RNA. It is a transcript of the gene ArfGAP1, whose product is annotated as ADP-ribosylation factor GTPase-activating protein 1. NCBI's taxonomy places the organism in Eukaryota, Metazoa, Arthropoda, Insecta, Lepidoptera, Pieridae. The transcript has 8 exons. The coding region runs from base 146 to 1168 and encodes 340 amino acids. The record is from RefSeq and is a predicted model, not a curated record. Gene Ontology annotation, molecular function: GTPase activator activity. Gene Ontology annotation, biological process: regulation of ARF protein signal transduction; regulation of endocytosis. Gene Ontology annotation, cellular component: Golgi membrane.